AUGUCCCAACCUUCCCAAUCACAAGAGCUUGGCGAAGAUGAAGAGCAAGAGUUUCAAAUGACAGGCCCCCUCCUUGUGAACAAACUCCAAGAAUCUGGAAUCCAUCCAAACGACAUUAAGAAACUCUCAGAGUUCGGUCUGAACACCGUCGAAUCUGUAGCGUUUACACCGAAGAAGGUGCUGCUGACCAUCAAAGGGAUAUCUGAACAAAAAGCGGAUAAGAUUCUUGCUGAAGCACACAAGAUCGUGCCUCUUGGGUUUCAAAGUGCCACAGAGGUUCAUGCGCGUCGCUCAGAGCUAGUACAUAUUACUACCGGAUCGAAGCAGCUCGAUGCUCUCCUCGGAGGUGGGAUAGAAACUGGUGCAAUUACGGAACUUUUUGGCGAGUUUAGAACAGGAAAAUCGCAAUUGUGCCAUACACUCGCCGUAACAUGCCAGCUUCCCGUUAACAUGGGAGGCGGAGAAGGCAAAUGCUUAUACAUCGAUACCGAAGGCACUUUCCGUCCAGUCCGUCUUCUUGCCGUCGCCGAGAGAUACGGGCUUAAUGGGGAGGAAGUGCUGGAUAACGUUGCAUAUGCACGAGCAUACAAUGCUGACCAUCAAAACGCCCUGCUAACCAGUGCUAGUGCCCUGAUGUCAGAGUCAAGGUGGGAUAAAUUCGCUAUUAUUUGCAUGUAUAGUGCAUUGAGCUCUCCUGCUGGUCGUGGGGAACUGUCAUCAAGGCAAAACCAUCUGGGCAAAUUCUUACGCACCCUGCAACGCCUCGCAGAUGAGUUUGGAAUCGCAGUUGUAGUGACGAAUCAGGUCAUGUCGAGUCCUGAUGCGGCUGCUGGCCCCUAUGCUGGCAAUGAGAAGAAACCGAUUGGUGGCAACAUCAUGGCUCAUGCGUCUACCACUCGACUUCAAUUGAAGAAAGCACGAGGCAACACACGUUCAUGUAAAAUUUACGAUUCCCCAUGCUUACCAGAGUCCGAAACGCACUUUGCCAUUCUGGCGACUGGAAUUGGCGAUCCUGAGGAGGAGACUUGA
Molecule: messenger RNA, 1029 nt
Organism: Psilocybe cubensis
Lineage: Eukaryota; Fungi; Basidiomycota; Agaricomycetes; Agaricales; Agrocybaceae
Exons: 6
Coding region: 1-1029 (342 amino acids)
Biological process (GO): DNA recombinase assembly; mitotic recombination; chromosome organization involved in meiotic cell cycle
Cellular component (GO): condensed nuclear chromosome
Molecular function (GO): DNA strand exchange activity; single-stranded DNA binding; double-stranded DNA binding
Source: RefSeq, a predicted model, not a curated record